This is a messenger RNA of Manis pentadactyla (Chinese pangolin), 1563 nucleotides long. It is a transcript of the gene KCNJ10, whose product is annotated as potassium inwardly rectifying channel subfamily J member 10. Gene Ontology annotation, molecular function: inward rectifier potassium channel activity. Gene Ontology annotation, cellular component: plasma membrane. The record is from RefSeq and is a predicted model, not a curated record. The transcript has 3 exons. Gene Ontology annotation, biological process: regulation of monoatomic ion transmembrane transport; potassium ion import across plasma membrane. NCBI's taxonomy places the organism in Eukaryota, Metazoa, Chordata, Mammalia, Pholidota, Manidae. Bases 409 to 1539 code for a protein of 376 amino acids.
AUUCACACAAAGUUUGGCUCCCGCGUUGCGGAGGGAGGGGGCGGCUCUGCCCGGCCCAGCUCUGCCCCCGGCCGGCCCGACCCCGGCCCCGGCCCCCGGACCAGCCCUUAUCUGAUCCCAGCUCCGGGUUUAAGAGUCCCGGCCGUGCCCGUCGCACAGCUCCGCUCCUCGCUCCUGCCCGCCCCGUCCGUCCGUCGGUCUGUCCCGCUGCCCAUCCGAGGGGCCACUCCACCCAGGACCCAAGGGCACCACAAUGGCACCUCUCGAGAGCAUAAGAUCCAUAAUGAACCUGGGGUUCACAGAAGCAGUUGCUACCGUUAAGAAGUUCUGGGCCGGGAGCCAGCAGACCUGGGUUCUCCGCCUGGGCUCCUCUUCACCACUAAUCAACUUGGGGCAAGUUUGAGUCUUAUGGCCAAGGUGUAUUACAGUCAGACCACUCAGACAGAAAGCCGGCCCCUGGUGGGCCCAGGGAUACGACGGCGGCGAGUCCUGACAAAAGAUGGUCGCAGCAACGUCAGGAUGGAGCACAUUGCUGACAAGCGCUUCCUGUACCUCAAGGACCUGUGGACGACCUUCAUCGACAUGCAGUGGCGCUACAAGCUUCUGCUCUUCUCCGCGACCUUUGCAGGCACCUGGUUCCUCUUUGGUGUGGUGUGGUACCUGGUAGCUGUGGCCCACGGGGACCUGCUGGAGCUGGGCCCCCCGGCCAACCACACCCCCUGUGUGGUGCAGGUGCACACACUCACCGGGGCUUUCCUCUUCUCCCUCGAAUCCCAGACCACCAUUGGCUACGGCUUCCGCUACAUCAGUGAGGAGUGCCCACUGGCCAUCGUGCUCCUCAUCGCCCAGCUGGUGCUCACCACCAUCCUGGAGAUUUUCAUCACGGGAACCUUUCUGGCGAAGAUAGCCCGGCCCAAGAAGCGGGCUGAGACCAUCCGAUUCAGCCAACAUGCGGUUGUAGCUGCCCACAAUGGGAAGCCCUGCCUUAUGAUCCGAGUCGCCAAUAUGCGUAAGAGCCUCCUCAUUGGCUGCCAGGUGACAGGCAAACUGCUGCAGACCCACCAGACCAAGGAGGGUGAGAACAUCCGGCUCAACCAGGUCAACGUGACGUUCCAAGUUGACACGGCCUCGGACAGCCCCUUCCUUAUUCUACCCCUUACCUUCUACCAUGUGGUGGAUGAGACCAGUCCCUUGAAAGACCUCCCCCUGCGCAGCGGCGAGGGUGACUUCGAGCUGGUGCUGAUCCUCAGUGGGACAGUGGAGUCCACCAGUGCCACCUGCCAGGUGCGCACCUCCUACCUGCCGGAGGAGAUCCUCUGGGGCUACGAGUUCACACCUGCCAUCUCGCUGUCGGCCAGCGGCAAAUACAUAGCCGACUUCAGCCUUUUUGACCAAGUUGUGAAAGUGGCCCCUCCUAGUGGCCUCCGAGACAGCACCGUCCGCUACGGAGACCCUGAGAAGCUCAAGUUGGAGGAGGCAUUGAGGGAGCAGGCUGGGAAGGAGGGCAGUGUCCUCAGUGUGCGUAUCAGCAACGUCUGACGGCCUGGCCUCCCGCUGCCCCAG